AUAUCAUUCACCAACAUUCCAUUCCACUAACUCUAGACUAAUGCAACCCCUUCCUUGGUGGUAAUUUCUGGCGACCCACGGCAACAUGAGCCGCAGUCUGCGAUUAGAGGGAAUUAACUUCCAGAAACUAGGGCCCUAGCUUCUUCUCAUGGCCAACUUAACUUGAGCCCUCUCCCAGCACUGCGCCCCCUCGUUUUCUCACCUUUCUCGCUUCUCACUUUUCUCCCUGUCCUUCAUUUUUGUCCCUCAUUUUUGUCCUUCAUUUUUGUCCCUCAUUUUUGUCCCUCAUUUUUGUCCCGGGCUGAAACCUCCCACCUACUCCUGUCCUUCUUUUGAAAAGUCCAUUUGCACCGAAAUCUCCCACUAUUGUCCCUCUUUCUCGCAACUAUCAACAUGCGUUUCUCCAUCACCACCGUCGUUUCUACGCUGUUGGCUAUGGCCUCGGCCUACACGAAGCCCGACUACUCGCAGGACCCCUCGGGGAAUGCUAUCCUGACCCCCGGCUUGAACCAGGUCGUCCCCGCGGGCAAGCCCUUCACCAUCAGCUGGAACCCCACCACCACCGGGGAUAUCUCUCUCGUUCUGCUUCGCGGGCCUAGCACCAACGUCGUCCCCAUCGACACCCUCGCCGAUAGCAUCCCCAACUCGGGCAAGUUCGUCUGGACCCCCAGCACCGAACUGAAGCCCGACACCACCCACUACGGCCUCCUCUUGGUCGUCGAAGGCACCGGCCAGUAUCAGUACUCCACCCAGUUUGGUCUCUCCAACCCGGACUACGAAGGUAGCCAAGGUACCUCGACUACUGCUGUGACUGUGUCCUCCUCCACCACCACCACCACCACCACCACCACCACUUCUUCUUCUUCUUCUUCUGCGUCCACCGUCGCCACCACCGAGUCCACUACUACCGAGUCGACCACCACCACUGCUCAAUCCGAGACCGCCACCGCCACCACAACAGUAGUGAAGCAAACCAGCACCGAGCCCUCUACCACCCAACCCACCGAGGGGGCCCAGACCACCACUACUGCCGCCGCCGCCACCGCCGUGGCUGUAACCACCGUCAAGCAACCCGUGAUUUCCACCGCCCGCACCACUCUGCAGAGCUCCACCAUUCCCUCCAGCACCCCCGCAAGCACCCCCAUCCAGGCCUCCGUCAAGGGAUCUGCCUCCCGCAACGCCGCCAUCAGCAGCUUCGGCGCCGUAGCCCUCGGGGUAGCUGCCGUUCUUGCCUUUUAACUUCUGACCCGGGAGCAAAGCAGGAUGAGGAGGAAAAAUGAACCGCGGCGAGAAGGGGGAGGAGGGGAAUGAUGUGACGUGAAUGUGUCUUUGUCUGGGGCAUUUUAUUCUUUUUCUAAUGUUCGUUUUAACUUUUGGCC
Messenger RNA from Aspergillus ochraceoroseus IBT 24754, 1379 nucleotides. Its product is annotated as GPI anchored serine-threonine rich protein. The transcript has a single exon. The coding region runs from base 394 to 1239 and encodes 281 amino acids. Lineage: Eukaryota; Fungi; Ascomycota; Eurotiomycetes; Eurotiales; Aspergillaceae. The record is from RefSeq and is a predicted model, not a curated record.